This is a messenger RNA of Cucurbita pepo subsp. pepo (vegetable marrow), 545 nucleotides long. RefSeq names its product transcription factor DUO1-like. The record is from RefSeq and is a predicted model, not a curated record. NCBI's taxonomy places the organism in Eukaryota, Viridiplantae, Streptophyta, Magnoliopsida, Cucurbitales, Cucurbitaceae.
UAAACCUCCUAAAACUUCCAUGGAGCCAAGCAUAGAGCAGCAGAAGCAAUUGAUCAACAGAUGCAAGAACAAAGAUAAAAAGUUCAUAACUUUCUCACACCCCAUUUCACGCUGCCCUUCACUUUGAAGAAGAAGUUGAAUUGAAAUAGAAAAGGAUUGUUCAAGAAAUGGAAAGGAAAAGAGAUGGAACGCAGAUGAAGAAAGGGCCAUGGAGUGUUGAAGAAGAUGAGGUUCUGAUGAACUAUGUUAACAAGUUUGGUGCAAGAGACUGGAGCUCCCUUCGAUCCAAAGGACUUCUCCCUAGGACUGGAAAAUCCUGCCGUCUCCGUUGGGUUAAUAAACUUCAACCCAACUUGAAGACAGGAUGCAAGUUUUCAGCAGAUGAGGAGAGGGUGGUAAUAGAAUUACAGGCACAGUUUGGGAAUAAAUGGGCGAAAAUCGCUACGUAUUUGCCGGGAAGGACGGAUAAUGAUGUGAAGAAUUUCUGGAGUACAAGGAGGAAAAGAUUGGGACGGAUUUUGCAAACCCCACCACAGAAAUCUCAG